Messenger RNA from Gadus chalcogrammus (walleye pollock), 1501 nucleotides. It is a transcript of the gene sdf4, whose product is annotated as stromal cell derived factor 4. Gene Ontology annotation, molecular function: calcium ion binding. Gene Ontology annotation, biological process: calcium-ion regulated exocytosis. Lineage: Eukaryota; Metazoa; Chordata; Actinopteri; Gadiformes; Gadidae. Gene Ontology annotation, cellular component: endoplasmic reticulum. The record is from RefSeq and is a predicted model, not a curated record. The transcript is spliced from 7 exons. Bases 310 to 1374 code for a protein of 354 amino acids.
UGGCAACGUUGACAACGUAGCAACCAGAGCCUGCCAGCCGGGUGAUCUGACCAGUAUCCCCAGUAUGUCUAGUAUCACAUCGACGUUGUGAAGUUAAACUACCACCCACAACAUCUUCAGUAGUCUAAUCGUCGUCCAACAGGUGUCAGUCUGUCCUUCCUGGGGGUGUGAGUGUCCACGUGUACAGGAAGAAACCAGCUGCUGUUGACAGCUUUUGAGCUAAGGAAGGUUGUUUGUAUGACGACAGGUUUUGACUCAGCCUAAGAGAUUUCAUACGUUCACAUCCGGGAUAGAUCGCUGCUUGGCAGGAUGUCUGUCUUAAGCCAGGUGUGGUGCAGGAGUCUCCUGUUGUGCUCCCUGCUCUGCUCUGCGCUCAUCCAAUUACAUGCACGGCCUGCCAACAUGUCCGCGUUGAGGGAGAAGAACGCCAACACUAAAGAUGAAAACGAGAUCCUGCCCCCAGACCACCUGAAUGGGUUGAAGAUGGAGAUGGAUGGACACCUGAACAAGGAUUUCCACCAGGAGGUGUUCCUUGGUAAAGAGAUGGAGGAGUUUGACGAGGAUUCAGAGCCGAGACGAAACCGAAAGAAACUAAUUGACAUCUUUACCAAGGUGGAUUUCAACGAGGACAAGAGUGUCAGCGCCAAGGAAAUGCAGAGAUGGAUCAUGGAGAAAACCAAGGAGCACUUCCAAGAGGCCGUCAGGGAGAACAAGCUCAGCUUCAGGGCAGUGGACCCUGACAGAGACGGUCAUGUCACAUGGGACGAGUACAGAGUCAAGUUUCUGGCCAGCAAGGGACUCAAUGAAAAGGAAGUUGCGGAGAAGAUAAAGAACAACGAAGAUCUCAAGGUGGACGAGGAGACUCAGGAGGUUCUGGAGAGCCUCAAAGACCGCUGGUUCCAGGCCGACAGCCCUCCGGCCGACCAGCUGCUCAAUGAGGAGGAGUUCCUCUCCUUCCUCCAUCCGGAGCACAGCCGGGGCAUGCUCAAGUACAUGGUGAAGGAGAUCGUCCGCGACCUGGACCAGGACGGCGAUACGAAGCUGACGCUGUCGGAGUUCAUCUCCCUGCCCGUGGGCACGGUGGAGAACCAGCAGGCGCAGGACAUCGACGACGACUGGGUCCGCGAGAGGAAGAAGGAGUUCCUGGAGGUCAUCGACGCCGACGGAAACGCCAUUGUUACGAUGGAGGAACUGGAAGAGUACAUGGACCCCAUGAACGAGUACAAUGCGCUCAAUGAGGCCAAGCAGAUGAUCGCGGUGGCGGACGAAAACCAGAACCAGAACCUGGAGCUUGAGGAGAUCCUGAAGUACAGUGAAUACUUCACCGGCAGCAAGCUCAUGGACUACGCCAGGAACGUUCACGAGGAGUUCUGAACAUCAGGCCUGCCGUAACAGCCCCCCCCCAUUCCCUCUUGAACUGCACUACUCAGUGUGGGGGGCGGCUAACUAACUCAUACUCUGUUCUAUGUUCAAUCAUGUGCUUGAAGCCUCCCCCCCCCCC